Messenger RNA from Coregonus clupeaformis (lake whitefish), 1570 nucleotides. Its product is annotated as pre-mRNA-splicing regulator WTAP-like. Gene Ontology annotation, cellular component: nucleus. NCBI's taxonomy places the organism in Eukaryota, Metazoa, Chordata, Actinopteri, Salmoniformes, Salmonidae. Bases 1 to 1254 code for a protein of 417 amino acids. The transcript is spliced from 3 exons. Gene Ontology annotation, biological process: regulation of alternative mRNA splicing, via spliceosome. The record is from RefSeq and is a predicted model, not a curated record.
AUGAAACCUAUGUCCAGGUCCUGGAAGCUGUCCAGUCCAAAAUAUGCUGAUCUGAAUUGGAACAAUGUGACGGGGCUGAAGGAGUCUGAGGAGAAGCUGAAGCUGCAGCAGCAGGAGGCGUCACGCAGGGGGAACAUCCUGGUCAUGCGGCUCGCCACCAAGGAGCAGGAAAUCAGCCAAGUCCAGCAGCCCAGUGCAGCAGCCAAGUCCAACAGCCCAGUGCAGCAGCCAAGUCCAGCAGCCCAGUGCAGCAGCCAAGUCCAACAGCCCAGUGCAGCAGCCAAGUCCAACAGCCCAGUGCAGCAGCCAAGUCCAGCAGCCCAGUGCAGCAGCCAAGUCCAGCAGCCCAGUGCAGCUGGGUCGUCCAUGGUAGACCCGGCCAUAAACUUAUUUUUCCUCAAAAUGAAGGGCGAACUGGAACAGACUAAAGACAAACUGGAGCAGGCCCAAAAUGAACUGAGUGCCUGGAAAUUUACACCAGAUAGCCAGACGGGGAAGAAGCUCAUGGCCAAGUGCGGGAUGCUGAUCCAGGAGAACCAGGAGCUGGGGAGGCAGCUGUCCCAAGGCCAUUUAUCACCCAGCUGGAGGCAGAGGAAGUACAGUGAGAAGCUGAAGAGCAGCCAGGAUGAGUUGAACGAUUUCAUCAUCCAGCUGGAUGAGGAGGUGGAGGGCAUGAAGAGCACCAUCCUGGUCCUCCAGCAGCAGCUCAGGGAGACCCGUCUGCAGAUCUCCCAGAACCCAGCUCAGGGAGACCCGUCUGCAGCUCUCCCAGAACCCAGCUCAGGGAGACCCGUCUGCAGCUCUCCCAGAACCCAGCUCAGGGAGAUCCGGAAAGACUGCGAGAGGGUCUCCAACGGACCUAGCAACGGUAGCUCGUCCUCCCAGAGAGGUGCAGCGGCCACCCCCAGCCUGUACCGUGAGGUCAGCAGCACAGAGGAAGACUUUCCUCCGUCUCCCAUGGUCUCCAGCCCCGGCGAGGGCGAGACUAAACUCUCCAACCACUCAGAGGCAGCGGGGGACCAGACUAGUGACGGUGCAGGGGGUUUUGGGAGCCAGCUGAGCACAGGGUACGAGAGCGUGGACUCCCCAACUGGCAGUGAGAUGUCCCUGACGCAGCACUCGAAUGACACAGACUCCAACACCGACCCCCAUGAGGAAAAGGCAGUCCCGGUCGUCAAGUUUUAUAUGUACUUUAUAAUAACACGUAUGUCUGUCUUUUUAUACGAGACCCAAACAAAAACAAUGAACACAUAGUCGGUAACAGUACUGCUGUCCAGAAUUAGUUUUUCCAUCCUCUUUCCUUUGCCUAUCGUGAUACCUCUGCCAAAACCUAAAGAAAAUAAUUGCGUUGCUAAACCGGAACAUUACGUUUAAUGUAUAUAGAUUUGAAUUUAGUUUUUUGUAUGAUUCAAGCUAGAUAUUUGUAAGUCCCUCUGGAUAAGAGCGUCUGCUAAAUGAUGUAAAUGAAUAAAUGAGAAUACAAUACAGGUACAGGAUGCAAUAUAAUACAGGUACAUCAUGCUGUACAAUACAAUACUGGUACAGCGUACACUACAGGUACAGCAUACAA